CCCGGCCAUGGCGCAGCCGGGCCCGGCUCCUCAGCCCGACGUUUCUCUUCAGCAACGGGUAGCAGAAUUGGAAAAAAUUAAUGCAGAAUUUUUACGUGCACAGCAGCAGCUUGAGCAAGAAUUUAAUCAAAAGAGAGCAAAAUUUAAAGAGUUAUAUUUGGCUAAAGAGGAGGACCUGAAGAGGCAGAAUGCGGUGUUGCAGGCGGCGCAGGACGACCUGGGGCAGCUGCGGACGCAGCUGUGGGAAGCCCAGGCAGAGGUGGAGAAUAUCAAGGCCAUCGCCACGGUCUCUGAGAACACCAAGCAGGAAGCCAUCGAUGAAGUGAAGAGACAGUGGAGAGAAGAGGUUGCCUCGCUUCAGGCUGUGAUGAAAGAGACCGUGCGCGACAUCGAGCACCAGUUCCACGUGCGGCUGGAGCAGGAGCGUGGCCAGUGGGCGCAGUACCGCGAGUCCGCCGAGCGCGAGAUUGCUGAGCUGCGGCGGCGGCUGUCCGAGGGCCAGGAGGAGGAGAACCUGGAAAACGAAAUGAAAAAGGCUCAAGAGGAUGCCGAAAAGCUUCGGUCUGUGGUGAUGCCCAUGGAGAAGGAGAUAGCGGCUCUGAAGGACAAACUGACAGAGGCGGAAGACAAGGUUAAAGAGCUGGAGGCCUCCAAGGUUAAGGAGCUGAAUCAUUAUCUGGAAGCUGAGAAAUCUUGCAGGACUGACCUGGAGAUGUACGUGGCUGUUCUGAACACCCAGAAAUCCGUCCUGCAGGAGGACGCGGAGAAGCUGCGGAAGGAAUUGCAUGAGGUGUGUCAUCUCUUGGAGCAAGAGCGACAGCAGCACAACCAGCUGAAACACACAUGGCAGAAGGCCAACGACCAGUUUCUGGAGUCGCAGCGUCUGCUCAUGCGGGACAUGCAGCGCAUGGAGGCCGUGCUCACGGCGGAGCAGCUGCGGCAGGUGGAGGAGCUGAAGAAGCGAGACCAGGAGGAGGAUGAGCAGCAGAGAUUUCACAAGCGGAAGGACCCUGGCCGAGCGGACGCGGAGGAGGAGGGGAGAGCCCCGGCGGCGUGCGCUUUCCCGCACGAGGAGCCUGCGGCCCAGCUGUCAAACGAGGAGGAGCAGCUGGACAGCACCCAUGGCUCUGCACACUCGCUGGACGCGGACUUGCUGUUGCCGUCUGCAGACCCGUUCGGCAAGUCGGACGCGGACGUGUUUAAGGACGGACUCAGGAGGGCGCAGUCUACGGACAGCCUGGGGACCUCCGGCUCGCUGCAGUGCAGAGCACUAGGCUACAACUGCAAAGCAAAAUCUGCUGGUAACCUGGAUGAGUCGGACUUCGGGCCGCUGGUGGGAGCGGACUUGGCGCCUGAGAACUUCGACACGGCGUCCCUUGGGUCGCUGCAGAUGCCGAGCGGGUUCAUGUUGACCAAAGAUCAGGAGAGAGCCAUCAAGGCCAUGACGCCUGAGCAGGAGGAGACCGCGUCUCUCCUCUCCAGUGUCACCCAGGGUGUGGAAAGUGCUUACGUGUCCCCCAGUGGUUACCGCCUGGUCAGCGAGACCGAAUGGAAUCUCCUGCAGAAAGAGGUUCAUAACGCGGGGAACAAACUCGGCCGACGCUGCGACAUGUGCUCCAACUACGAGAAGCAGCUGCAGGGUGUUCAGGUUCAGGAGGCAGAGACCAGAGACCAGGUGAAGAAGCUGCAGGCCAUGCUGAGGCAGGCGCACGAGCAGCUGGAGACGACGGCGCGGGAGCGGCAGGAGCUGGAGGCUGCCCUGAGCCGCAGCGCCCACGACGCUGGCCACCAGAUCUCCGCACUUGUCCUGAGAGCCCAGGCGUCCGAGAGCUUACUUGAAGAGUUACAGCAGGGCUUUUCCCAGGCGAAAAGGGAUGUUCAGGAGCAGAUGGCGGUGCUGCUGCGGUCGCGGGAGCAGGUGGCGGACGAGCUGGCCAGGCUGCAGAAGGACAACGACAGUCUGCAGGGGAAGCACAGCCUGCAUGCGUCGCUGCAGCAGGCGGAAGACUCCGUGCUCCCGGACACUCUGGAGGCACUGCGGGAGCUGGUCCUCAAAUACCGGGAGAGCAUCGUGCACGUGCGGACGGCGGCGGAGCACACAGAGGAGAAGCUGAAGGCCGAGAUCCUGUUCCUCAAAGAGCAGAUUCAGGCGGAGCAGUGCUUGAAGGAGAACCUCGAGGAGACCCUGCAGCUGGAGAUCGAAAACUGCAAGGAGGAGCUGGCUUCCGUGUCUAGCCUAAAAGCUGAACUAGAAAGAAUAAAAGUGGAAAAGGCACAGCUGGAGGCCACCCUGAGGGACAAGUCGCAGCAGCUCGAGGGCUUCCAGGAGCUGAAGGUGACUUUGGAAGAGCAGUUAAAGAAGGAGACGGCGGCUAAGACAGCCGCGGAGCAGCUUGUGUUUGAGGAAAAGAACAAGGCGCAGCGGCUGCAGACAGAGCUGGACGUCAGCGAGCAGGUGCAGAGGGACUUCGUGAAGCUCUCGCAGACCCUGCAGGUGCAGCUGGAGCGGAUCCGGCAGGCGGGUUCCCUGGAGCGGAUCCGGGCCAUCCUCAACGACACCAAGCUCACCGACAUCAACCAGCUCCCCGAGACAUGACGCGCGCAGCAGACGCCGGCCCGCCACCCUGGGAUUUUACCUCCUCUUUAGAGCAACGUUAAUUAUUAUUUAACUCUUAACUGAAGAAGUCACGAGGAAGGAGCCUGCAGCCACGCUUGCUUCUGGUGGGAGAUGAUGCUGCGGCACGGGAGCAGCGACCGGCCGGGGGACGUGCACGGAAGGACUUCCUGUGGGGACGGACGGACACGCUGGACUCCGGGGGGCUGGGGUCCGCUCGGUGGCGGAGGAAGUGCCGCUUUCUCCAACGUUCUCCUGCCUUCAAAGUAACAUCCCGAUCGUGUUUGGAAUUACGUGUUCUGUCCUAGACCCGGGAGGAGCGCACCGGUCACCGUGUUCAGCUCUGGAGGGGUGUCGUGUGCCGGACAAGUAUUUUAUAUUAAAAUAUGCAGCUGGAGAGCAGGCCGGCGCUGGGGACUGCACUGCUCAGCUCAGCGCGUUUCUCUCUUUUUACUGUCCUGUCUUGUGUCGGAGGACCUUCAGCGCGACAGAGACCUGCCUGAGAACCACGGGACGGUGGCGACACCACCGACGCAGGCGCCGACUUGACUGUGAGACCCGAGGGCGUGCGGGGACGCCCGCACAGGAAGCCGAGGUUCACGGAGAAGCACAAGAGGCCGCGGAAGCACUUCCUGCCCCUGGACGCGCUCUGCGGGCCCACAGGUACCAGGGUUAAGCCGAGCGGGCACGUCUGCUCUUCCGAAAACUGUUUUAGUUUAGUUAUUGGAUCAGUGGAAAAAUAAUAUUAAUAAAACGAGCUCUGUCUGACAUCUA
Enhydra lutris kenyoni (northern sea otter) is the source of this 3388-nucleotide messenger RNA. Its product is annotated as rabaptin, RAB GTPase binding effector protein 1. Gene Ontology annotation, molecular function: GTPase activator activity; growth factor activity. The record is from RefSeq and is a predicted model, not a curated record. Bases 8 to 2596 code for a protein of 862 amino acids. Gene Ontology annotation, cellular component: endocytic vesicle; endosome. Gene Ontology annotation, biological process: Golgi to plasma membrane transport; endocytosis. Lineage: Eukaryota; Metazoa; Chordata; Mammalia; Carnivora; Mustelidae. The transcript is spliced from 18 exons.